Juglans microcarpa x Juglans regia is the source of this 984-nucleotide messenger RNA. RefSeq lists its product as uncharacterized. The transcript has 7 exons. NCBI's taxonomy places the organism in Eukaryota, Viridiplantae, Streptophyta, Magnoliopsida, Fagales, Juglandaceae. Bases 1 to 984 code for a protein of 327 amino acids. The record is from RefSeq and is a predicted model, not a curated record.
AUGGUGCAAUCUGUAACUGGAGGAAGGAGAGGACGUGGAGGACGUGUUACUGCAGUAUCAAGUCCUAUUGGUAGAGGCCUAGAAGCAGUACCUCCGAGAUGGAACCUAUGUGACGAGGUUAACACAAGAGUUGAUGGUUCAACUCAAGCAGCACCACAUGUGGGCGUGGAGGAGUCGAGGGUUCCACCCACCCAUAAACGUGGUCGUGGGCUGGCAAAGGGCACAAAAUUUGACCGCCUCCGAAGGUUGGGUAAGAUUCCAUUGGAUAUCAAGGAUGACCAUAUAGGUCCAUCAUGUGAAAAUGCCAUGAUCUUUACUGGUCGAGUGUCAUGGAUCAUUAAAGUACAAGCAGAUAUGACGCAUGCAAGUUGGAGUGUUGUUUCCCCGAAAGAGAAAGAUGAGCUCAUCGAUCAUGUGAAAGCCGACUUUGUUCUGGAUUGGACAAGGCUAAAUCAUCGUGAAACUGUGAUGAUGGCACUGGCUGAUAAGUAUAAUGCAUUUCACUAUGAACUGCACAAGGAAUACUUAAAAUAUAGCACACAUGAAGAGGCACUGUCUGGUGGCACAUCCUUGGUUGAGAAACCAAUAUGGGAAUGCCUAUGCCAACGAUGGGCCAGCAACACCUUCAAGGAUAUAUCUCAAAGAAACAAGUGUAAUAGGCAAAAACAAAGGGUUAAACAUACAGGUGGCCGAAAGUCGUUUGUUAGGAUUUUGGAAGAAAAGCGUGAGACGACACCGAAUUUGGUUGCUUUCUAUAAAGAAGUGUAUUGGUCAAGGAAGAAGGGUAAAUUUAUCAAUGCAACAAGUAAACACAACUAUAAUCUGAUGGUUGAGAAGUUGAAUGAAAAGGAACCAGAUGAGGACGAGGAUGAUGCUGAUGCUGCUGAAGAGGUUUUCAAGAAGGUUUUAGGGCAAAAAUCUGGCAAUGCGCAAGAUAUAUCCUCAUAUGUACUUGCUCCUGAUAACUUAAGUUCUAUGAUGUAA